UCGUCACAUUAAAUACUUUGUCGUAAAUUAAGUUGUGAUUUGCGAUCUAAAAUAAAAUAUCACCGAUCAUCAUUAUAAUCUUUGGUAUUAUAAAUUAUAUUUUCAAGUUCCAAGGUCUAAACAUAUGAGGAAAUCCUCCUUAUGCAGAAAAACACUUCAAACUAGUGAACCAGGAAGUUCCUGACAGAAUGAAAGGAAAGUUGCAGCUGAAUUUCCGUCUUGUCGUUUAAUCGUUUUUCUGCUGAAUGUUGUAUGUAGUUUGUUUCGAUAAACUAAACUGUAUGCUAAAAUGUCGGCGUCUGACACACAAAUGUUUUGUGUGUUUUAGUUGUUGUCAUGUAUUCAGAGAGUGUAUUAUAAGGUCUUAUAUGAAGGACAUGGACUUUAUUUGACAGCUGUGUUGUCGGUUGGAUGUAAGCUGUUCAGAAAUACACUGACCCGAUAAUGUCAUCACCCUCCGCCAGUACGAUGACAGCGAGUACAGUAAAUCACCUCUGGUCCCUGAAUGAUGUUCUGGGUCAGGGGGCAACAGCAAGCGUCUACAAAGCACGAAACAAGAAAACAGGUGAGCUGGUAGCAGUAAAGGUCUUCAAUCUGGUGAGCUACAACAGACCGUAUGAAGUUCAGAUGAGGGAGUUUGAUGUGCUGCAGAAGCUCAAUCACGUCAACAUUGUUAAACUUUUUGCUGUGGAGGAGAUGCAUAUGAACCCGAAGCAUAAGGUUCUUGUGAUGGAGUACUGCUCAGGUGGCAGCCUGCUAAACCUGCUGGAGGAGCCCGAAAACGCUUUUGGACUUCCUGAGUCCGAGUUUCUCAUUGUAUUGCAGUGUGUGGUCCAAGGGAUGAACCACUUGCGGGCGAAUGGGGUGGUCCACAGGGACAUCAAACCUGGCAAUAUUAUGAGGCAGGUGGGUGAAGAUGGACGCUCGGUGUACAAGCUCACAGACUUUGGUGCGGCCCGUGAGUUGGAGGAUGAUGAGAAGUUUAUGUCUAUAUAUGGCACAGAGGAAUACCUGCACCCUGACAUGUAUGAACGUGUAGUGAUGAGGGAACCCCACCAGAAAGCUUAUGGCGUUUCUGUGGAUCUUUGGAGCAUUGGUGUCACCUUUUAUCAUGCUGCGAGUGGCAGCCUUCCCUUUUUACCGUUCGGAGGCCCAAGGAAAAACAAGAAAACUAUGUACAAGAUCACAACAGAAAAGCCUGAGGGAGCCAUAGCAGGUGUACAGAAAGUAGCGGACGGCCCUAUUGAAUGGAGCUACCAUCUGCCACAUUGCUGCCAGCUCUCAGAAGGUUUGAAGACCCAGAUGGCCCCAGUGUUGGCCAGCAUACUGGAGGCCGAUCAAGAGAAGUGCUGGGGCUUCGUCCAGUUCUUCGCGGCCACCACUGACAUCCUGAACCGCAUCACGGUCCAUAUUUUCUCUCUCCAGCAAGCCACAGCACACAGCAUCUACAUCCAUUUUCACAACACAGUCUCUAUCUUUUUUGAGGACGUUCAGGCCCAGACUGGGAUUGAACCUGCGGUUCAGCAGUAUCUGUAUCAGGGUCAUCCUCUUAUAUUGGAGCCAAGCAUGAAAGUAGUCAACCUCCCUCCCACCAGUCCAGAUCGACCUAUUAUUCUGAUCAGCCGACGGCCAGAAAAACUAGUUGGACUCCCAUACAGAGAGCCUGAAGCCCUAGUUAUGCCCGCCAAGUUUGAUGUCAUGACAGAUUACACUUUCACAAAGGCCAUUGUUAGGGUCAUCCAUCAUUACCUGCGAAUAGCUCGAUCUAUGCAGAAGUACAGAGAGUUGAUCCUGCAGGGAUUAUAUAGCUACAUUGAAACCACGGGCUUGGAAACCAGUAAUGUAGCACACAGGAUUGCCAUGGUGAAUAUGAAGCUCCUGUCCUGCGUCGGCACAGAGGAAAACCUCCAUAAAUUCACUCACAAGUUUGCACAUGAGUUUCCAGACUUGACAGACAAGAAGAAGCUGACCCUGAUUGAAGAGGACCUGCAGAGGAUGUACGGCAGUGGAAUUAAAGAGUUUCAGACUCAGUUACAACAUCUGCAUGUCAUGCUGUCUAAACAUUCAGAGACACUGGCUCAAGACAAGAGCAUCCAGAAGUUGGAGGUUCUGUUGGGGAAAAUUACUGCAGUUCACCAGCAGUACUGCAGAGACAGAGCGACAGGAAAGCUCAGCUAUAAUGACGAACAAAUCCACAAGUUUGAAAAGCUCAAUUUGGCAUCUUAUAUAAAGAAAGUGAAGGCGUUGUUCAAGGACGACUGUGUGCAGAAAUAUCAGGAUGUUCUCGUAGCUGCCGGAAGCUGCAACAGAGUGCUGCAAGAGAUCCAAUCAAGUCUGGAGCAUUUUAGUGGUAUCCUACGACAGCGGAUGGGAGAUCUGCACAUGUGUGAAGCCCAGCAGAACAAGGUUCUGGAUAGUGCUGUGCUUAAAGCUCUUCACCAGCCAGUAGGAGCUGAGGGCAUCGAAGGAUCAAAAAAAGAGGACCACAUGAUUCUCAGAAUGAACAGAUUGAAAGACGAGAUGGAGGCUGUGGCACGAGAGCUACAGAAUAACAACAAUAUCAUAGAAAGACUUGGGGUGAAUACCCCGAAACUGCCAGUGGAGAAACAAAUACCUCAACCUAACCAGAUGUGAAGAUCUAAAAAAAAAACACCACAAUAAAAGGGAAAACAGAAAGAGAAACUGAAACAAUUAAUAGAGCACAAAAAGAUAUCCCAAAACAAAACUCUGUUUACACUUAACAUACUUUUGUCUAUGUUUAUAGCCAAUACAUUUAAAUGUUUUUUUUAUUUUUUAUUAUAUAACAGUGAACCAAAAUCAAAACUGUACAGACCCGGGGUUCACAUGGAUCUAGAAAAAUGGGUGGGAGUGUUAGCUGCCAGCGCACUUCUUUAAGGGACACUCCACUUUAAAAAAAAAUAUAUUCAAAAUAUGCUCAUAUGCUCCCCUAAAGUUAAACACAUUUGAUUCUUACGGUUUUGGAAUCCAUUCAGCUGAUCUACGGGUCUGGCACUAUUACUUUUAGCAUAGCUUAGCACAAUAGUUCCUAGCCAUACCUGCCUAGAAAAUCGCAGUUUUUAAUUUUAAUUUCUAGUUUGCCGCUUGAACAUUUUGAGUUUAGUCGCUUCAUUCGCACGGGAAAUUCUAGUCAUCGAGACAUGUAAAUUUGCAUCAUGGGAGGGGCAUCUGCGACUCCGCUCGCAUUCUGUAAUCACGUCACUACUAAAGCAAGCUGGUGAUUGGUUAAUGCGGUGCGUUUUUCCGCCAAAGCAAAAUUUUUUCAACUUGCGCGUUUGCCGCGGCAUUGCUCAGUUUGUGCCAUUCCCGCAAACUAGACGCGCGAAUGAGGCGGAAUCGUGUCUAAUGGGCCGCGCUAAACGCUCAAGUUUAAGUUUCAAGUUCAAUUUAUUUAUAUAGCACAUUUAAAAACAACAACCAGGGCUGACCAAAGUGCUGAACAAUAUACAAGAUAAAAAAUACAGCACCAAAACAGCAACCAGGGCUGACCAAGGGGCUGGACAAUAUAGACAAUAAAAAGAAAAACAGAAAUAAAAGGCAAUUCCAUAGCAAGCGAUCACAUUGAGUUAAAAGCUAAGGAGAAAAAAUAAGUUUUAAGAGAAGAUUUAAAAACAUUUAAAGAUUGAGCCGUUCUAAUGUAAAUGGGAAGACUGUUCCAAAGCCUAGGCCUGGCAACCGCAAAAGAUCUAUCUCCUCUUUUCUUUAACCGUGCCCUAGGGGCAGACAAAAGGCCCUGAUCACCAGACCUCAGGUUUCGUGUGGGAUUAUGAGGACAGAGUAGGUCAGACAAAUACGUUGGUGCCAGAUUGUGAAUGGAUUUAAAAACAAAUACAAGAAUUUUAAACUCAAUUCUAAAAUGCACCGGUAACCAAUGCAAUGAUUUUAGGAUGGGUGAAACAUGAUCAAACUUCUUUUGAGGAACUUUGCAGCAGCAUUCUGUACUAAUUUGCAUCAUUCGCGCCGUGAAACUUCCAGACACGUGUCAACGCAUCUUCACAUUGACAUAAAUUGAAAUCACUCGUGCUUGACACCUAUAGCGUGGCUGGUGUGAACGCAGCAUUAGUACACGAUGUAUCUUCUGAAGAGUCAAGUUUUAAAAAAUAUCGAAACUCUUUGGUUAUUUGUUUAGGCGCGAUGCUAAUGGUCUAAUCAGAUUCAAUGGAUUAUGCUAAGCUAUGCUAAAAGUGGUAGCGCCAGACCCGGAGAUCAGCUGGAUGGAUUCCAAAACGGUAAGAAUCAAAUGUUUAACUAUAGAAACUGGAAAAUGAGCAUAUUUUCAAAAAAGUGAUGUGUCCCUUUAAGGGAACAAUUCACAUUAGUGACACUAUAACAUGUAGUUAAAAUUGUGAUGCACAAUAAUACAUUGCCGUUAAAAGCCAAUAAGAAAACCUCAACAGUUCCAAAAAGUUUAAUUUAAAGUUACGACAGAUCAAUACUCCUACCGCAGCAGUUCUACUGUGUGACCUAGAGAUCCUUUUGCUUGGGUAUUGAUGGCUUGUGCAUUCAGCCGACAAUAAUGUUGUAAUUAUUGCAGAGCCAUGAAAUAAAGGGAUGUUAAAUCUU
Paramisgurnus dabryanus is the source of this 4581-nucleotide messenger RNA. It is a transcript of the gene ikbke, whose product is annotated as inhibitor of nuclear factor kappa B kinase subunit epsilon. Lineage: Eukaryota; Metazoa; Chordata; Actinopteri; Cypriniformes; Cobitidae. Gene Ontology annotation, biological process: peptidyl-serine phosphorylation. Gene Ontology annotation, molecular function: protein serine/threonine kinase activity; ATP binding. Gene Ontology annotation, cellular component: cytoplasm. The record is from RefSeq and is a predicted model, not a curated record.